CCUCAUACCGCGAAACAAGAUAUGGCAAUACAUUCACACUGCUUGUAGUUGAUAUACGUUAUAAUUUUCCCAGGUGAUCGUUUACUUAAUGUAUGAGGAGUUGAUGAAUUUCGACAGGAAACUUUUACAAAAUCAUUGGAAUUUACAAUGGUUUCAGAAAUAAACGUUUGGAAAAUUAACGCUAAAAACCAGGGCAAGACAGCAUAGUCGAUAAGUGCUGACUGGUAAACAAAAUGGCGACGGCAGGUGAAACUGAUGUUAGUUUGUCAAACACUAGCGGAGAUUUUCAGUGUGAACCGUGUUCAUCCGAUGGACAGAGACGGAAUGUUGAGGGUUUUUGCAUGGAGUGCAAUGAAUAUCUGUGUCAGUUUUGUCUGGAUACACACCGGAAACUACGCAUGUCGAAGACACAUCAUGUUAAAAGAGGGAAAGACAUACCAGAAACAAAGCACAAUCAACAAACUCCGAAUCCUGCUGAAACCAAUUGUCAUUUCCAUACUGACAAGAAAAUAACUUAUUUCUGUAAAUCACACCAGCAGCUCUGUUGUGACCAGUGUGUGAUUUUGGGGCACAAGGUUUGUACUGAUGUAAAGUCUAUUAGCGAUUAUUCUCAAGAGUUAAUAGAAAGCAAAGAAUUUAUGACGGCUUUCGAGAAGCUUAAGAGCUUACAAUCCGUAUACACAACGAAAAUCAAGGAAGUUAGAAAGAAUCUUGAAAACGUUGAUUUGUAUUAUCAUAACUCGAUGGAAACGUUCAAAGCUGAAGUUGACAAAAUUAAGAUGGCGGAUAUAGAUAAGUUAAAGGCUAUUGUCGCUUCGUACGAAUGUAUUCUUCGCCAGUUGGUUGCAUGGUUUGACAAUAUUGACACCUAUACAAACAACAAACAGAGCAAGGAACUCGCCGUGCUGGUGUUGGGGACAACAAAAUAUGUAAAUGCGAUCGAAGAUAAUGUCCAAAAGCUUUGCAAAGACGACAGUAUUGUCAGAUAUGGCUUUGUACCAGAUACAACAUCACUGCUUUGUCUAAUGAAGGCUCCUUUCCUCGUUAAGACUUUUUAUGUCAAACAUGAACGUGACGAAAACACAUGUUGUAUUGCAGACAUUGUAGUGUUAAAAGAAAGCCUCAUCUUAGUCACAGACUACAACAAUUCAAGUCUAAAGAUAUUCAAUUCUGAUUCAACAACUCUUGUUUCCUACGUUAAACUGCAGUACCAGCCCUGGCAAAUGUCAGUUACAGAAAAAGGUGAGAUCUACGUGACACUAUAUGGUCAAUCUAAAAUCAUCUAUCUAAAUUCGCCAGCAACAGACCUUUCCACAUUCCGUGAGAUAGACGUAGACGGCAAAUGUUACGCCAUAGAAUGCUUCAACAAAACCCUGAAAGUUCAGUGUACGUCUCCUGCCAAAACUAUAGAACUCAACGAAGAUGGCAAACAAAUCAGAGUGAUCAACAAUGACUUAAGUAAGGAAACCAACGAGAAUGGAGAACAGUUUUUUUCAACUCCACAGUGGUCAACACAAGAUCCAGCAACUGGUUCGAUGUACGUAUCAUGUAAUAGCAAGCAUUCAAUAACAGAAAUCAAAAGUGACGGCGAUGUUAAGUUACUUGUGAAGUCAAACACACUGAAUUGUCCUUAUGGCCUGUGCAUGGAUAUUGAUGGUUCAGUCAUCGUGUGUAGCUACAAUAGCAAGGACGUGUUUAGGGUGAGGAGUAAUGGAGACAUCACGAGCGUAUUACCACAGCCUCUAGACUUUUACCUUCGCGCAGUGGCCCUUGAUAAUCGUGCAAAGAGGUUGUUUGUCGGUGGAGAUUCUGAUAAACUUCACGUGUUUCAAAUCUAGAUUUCGCUAACCAUAGUACAGGUUUGUUUCCGGUUGCUGUAAAACCGACAGUGUCGUUUCUAAGCAAACCCCGCAAUAGUGAGUUUUAAUUCAACUCGAUGAACAGGUUGACAGUUGACAUUAAUAUAGUUAGGCUAAUAUAUAAAUUUUCAAAACAAGAUUAUGUUGAUGUUACUUUAUGGGAUAUAUUUACAAAGCAUACAACCUUUGAGGCUGGUGUACCAACAUUACUCUGGAAUAGUUGUAAAAAUAUGAAAAACAUGUGAUAAAUGGCUAAUUAAGUAAAGUGUAUUGAUUUAUCCUUACAUUGUAUGUAUCAAUACGAACAUGUAGUGUGGAGUUUAAAAAUAAACGUUUGAGAGUGACCUACAUCUUGAGUACACUGUCAUCUAUAAACAUUACGAUGCACAUUACCGUACUAGGGUACUGUACCAAUUGAUAUAACAUUGUGUUAGAUCGUAAACGAUUAACAUGUAAAAAGAGCAAGCUUAAAAUGAUUCACUUGAGUUUGUUUUUAUCCAUCACCGUAAAAGAUGUAUGUAAAUGCAUGUAUAAGUAUGUAUAAUUUAAGGUAAUCGAUGAACAAAAUUAAUAAGCUUGUCGUUUCAAUAAUUUUAAAAGUUUAUUCCUAGUGACCCCAUCUUAUUAUAUUUACAUUAACACUUCAUUCCUUAACGAUGGUUGUUGUUUAUCAAUUUCACAUUAUUUCUGUAUAAAGUGCAAUGGCAUUUCCCAUCGAAAUCGCUUGCGUUUGUUCAAUACUUCUGUCCUGUCAUUGGGCGCAAUAAUACUAAUGGAUGGGGCAUAUUUACUACGGAACUAUUUUUUUCAAUGAAAUCGUAUCAAAAUUAUUGGCAACAUGCAAAACUGUAAUCUGCAGUAAAGCAGUUAAAACAAAAUAAGCAACGAUAAUUUGAUUGAUUUUAAUUUAAAUGAUUUCAUGAUGGAUAGAACAGUUGAAGAGUAUUAAAUUACAAUGAUGACGACUUAUUUCGGAAUUUGGAAUUGACAUUUGGUAAAAAUAAAGCAUCUGACAAAACAUGAAAUCGAGAAAAUAAAACAAAAACAUAUUGUAGUGCACCCAGCAACGUCCAGAAGAAAGAGCUCAGUUCAGCACUAAGUCUUUUCACGUCCUAUGGCUUUCCUUCCGCGAAAGUUCACGUUACCCCAACCACCGCCACUGUCGUUUCCACAGAGACGUUUCAUCGUCAUUAAUUUUUUACUUCCAAAGAAAUGACAAUGCACUUGCUGAUUUGUUCAACACCGUAUUCCAACAUGAUUCAUACACCAACUGAUUCUUCAAAGUAACGCUCAACAAGUAAAUUGACUGGAAUUUCUCUCCAAUUUGAAAACUCGUGAUUUAACCAACGGUAGUAUCGCGUAUCACGUGAGAUAUAAUGAGAACUUUGUAGGUGGCGAUAUUUUUGUUGUUUUCUUGUUAUGCUAAUUUCUCAUAACUAUAU
Mya arenaria is the source of this 3301-nucleotide messenger RNA. RefSeq lists its product as uncharacterized. The transcript has a single exon. Gene Ontology annotation, molecular function: ubiquitin-protein transferase activity. Gene Ontology annotation, biological process: positive regulation of DNA-templated transcription. Gene Ontology annotation, cellular component: nucleoplasm; chromatin. The record is from RefSeq and is a predicted model, not a curated record. Lineage: Eukaryota; Metazoa; Mollusca; Bivalvia; Myida; Myidae. The coding region runs from base 234 to 1838 and encodes 534 amino acids.